UUUAUUUUGAGACCGUAUCAUGGCCAGAAAUUCCUUUAACAUCUGCCUACUUAGCCCAAAAGCAAAAGCAAUAUCAAUGAAUCUCCUCCCUUCUUCUGUUUUCAUAUACAAUGGAGCAAUCACACAACGAUUCAACAAAAGCUUGAGGUCUUCAAUGCUUUCGUCCACAAAAUCGAACAGAACAAAGGCCUCACGAAGGCCACAUACUCUAUACUUCUUAUUCAAAGUCAAUGACCUCGACAGUAAGAAUGGAAGUGAUUGAGAAAUCAACGAUCACGACCCGCUAAAUCCUCCUUCCACCGCUCUUCUCGGCUCAGUUCGGCGUCCCGUGUCCACCCACCAGUCGGCGACGGCGAAUGUUGAAAGGUUCAGCCAAUAGGACCCGAACCCGAUUACACCCUACCCGAAAAUCCGACCCGUGUGCACCCCUAUUUAGAACUUUGUCAUCUGAUCUUUUUCCGUCUGUCUCAUAGAUAUUACAAUGUUUACCAAUGAUAAAAGGCAAAAAGAGCGCACCGGGAGAUACGGUACUCCAAGGCUUCAAUACCUUCAGGAAUUGGUUACUCAGUUUCAGAACGCUACAAAUGAAGAAACAAAAGAGAGAGUGGUUGCUAAUUUGGCCAACUUUGCUUAUGAUCCUUAUAAUUAUACAUUCUUGCGCCAGCUCAAUGUUUUAGAACUCUUUCUGGACUGCAUAACUGAACCAAACGAGAAGCUAGUGGAAUUUGGAAUAGGAGGGGUAUGCAAUUCUUGUGCUGAGCCUGAAAAUGCUGCAAUCAUUAUUCAACAUGGGGGAAUCCCUCUUGCAAUACAGUGUUUGUCAAGCCCAGUAAAAAACACUGUGAAUUCGGCACUUGGAUCUCUUUAUUAUCUCUGCAACAAUUCUAACAGGGGCGAGGUUUUAAAACCAGAAGUGAUAGAUCUCAUCAAUAGAUAUGCUACUGCUGAAGCCACGAGUGUCAGCUUCAGUAACUUGGCCAGGGCUUUUUUGGAAAAACAUGUAUUUGAAAGCAUUUGACAGUCAUGGAGCCAAGUUUGUUUCAUUGUAAUCCUUUUGAAAACAACACAAAACUAUUUACAAGAAUAGAUUCCUUCCCCUACUCUUAUAUUAUUCUACUAUGUAUUCAUUUGUACUGAUGGAAGGAGAGUACAGGAAAAAGAAAUCAGUUCCAGCCUUUGUUUCUUUGUUUC
Cannabis sativa is the source of this 1191-nucleotide messenger RNA. RefSeq lists its product as uncharacterized. The record is from RefSeq and is a predicted model, not a curated record. The coding region runs from base 482 to 1018 and encodes 178 amino acids. Gene Ontology annotation, molecular function: protein binding. NCBI's taxonomy places the organism in Eukaryota, Viridiplantae, Streptophyta, Magnoliopsida, Rosales, Cannabaceae. The transcript is spliced from 6 exons.